UUUCAGGCUGGUUUCUCAUAACAUAGGAACCCGGCCUGAAAGCCUACCUUUUGCCUCCAAAAACUGCUGUCUGAGCCCCGAGGUGGAGGACAACGCCAAAUCGGAGUGGGCCGUAGCCGAACUGCGGUUGUACUACCUGCCAUUACGAAACCUUCUCAGAGAAUGUUCUGCAAACGUGGCUGUUUGCAGGCUUUCUGAUGAACCUCAGUGCCUCGCCGCAUGAUCUUGAAAAGAUUACAUCGCGAAGUUGUGUAGUCUGUUGUGGCACUCGCUAACUCCUGACCAUCACCUGUAAAAGUAAUAGCCCACAUGUCAAGACUUGCGCCCGAAGACAAUAUGCCUGCCGAUCUCACGUCUCAGAUUUCUGAGAAGUUGAAGCUCGCAUCUUUAUGUGUAUCUGGAUCCUUCGGCGUAGUUCAUCGGUGUACUAUCGAGACCAGCGAAGGCACAACAGAGGUCGCGGUGAAGGUGUUCAAGGUUGAUCUUGGGAGAGCUAUAGAGAAAAAUGAAAAGGCAAUGCGUCGGGAACUCCUGGUGUGGUUUAGACUGAAACACAGAACUAUUGUGCCGCUACUUGGCACCGCCUUGAUCGAAUCCCCAUUUCCGGCUCUCGUUUCCAAAUGGAUGCCAUCUGGGACAUUAUAUGUCUACCUUGAGGAAGCUACAAUACUUACAGCUUCCGCUAAAGUUGGAUUGACCAAGGGCGUUGCUGAUGGCCUCCAGUAUCUGCACUCGGAGAACGUCGUUCACGGAGACCUUCAUCCUGCAAAUGUGCUUAUAGAUUGUUCAGGAAAUCCGCGCUUGAUAGAUUUUGGUCUUGCAACAGUCGUAGGAGAUGCAGAGUUGCAGUUGUCCAUGACGACCGUGAGCCGCAGCUUGGAUCCUCGAUGGCGUGCGCCCGAAGUCAUUGGGAUCGAUUCUGAUCUUGACCCUGAACGACCGACUUUCAUGAGUGACAUCUAUUCUUUCGGUGGUAUCAUGUUUUUUGUGCGAUCUCAUUAUCUUUCUUGAACUUCAACCUAAGCUUUCUCUUCUCAGGUGAUCUCCGGGGAGAGGCCGUGGAAAAAGAAGCAACCGCAUCAUAUCUACGUUGAGCUGUCGAACAAAGCCAACCCUGCGCGUCCCGACAAUAUCCUAGACAAUCAUUGGGACUUGAUUCAAAGAUGCUGGUCUUGGAAUCCGAAGGAUCGCCCAAAGGCUAUUGAAGUGUUUGAAUCCAUAUGUAUAACUGGACUUGAAAUCGAAGAGUGA
Suillus plorans is the source of this 1251-nucleotide messenger RNA. Its product is annotated as kinase-like domain-containing protein. Lineage: Eukaryota; Fungi; Basidiomycota; Agaricomycetes; Boletales; Suillaceae. The transcript has 8 exons. Gene Ontology annotation, molecular function: protein kinase activity; ATP binding. Bases 310 to 1011 code for a protein of 233 amino acids. Gene Ontology annotation, biological process: protein phosphorylation. The record is from RefSeq and is a predicted model, not a curated record.